GGUGGGGGUGCAGGAGAGCCUGGCCUCCCAGCUUGCCGGGCACAAGGCCGAGCAGGAGGAAGCUAGAGGCGUUGGAGAGGGCAGUGCUUUGCCUUCACCCAAGUGACCAUGAGGGGUGCCGUGCAAGUCUCAAUCAUUCUCCUCCUAGUAACUGUGUCCGACUGUGCUGUGAUCACUGGGGCCUGUGAGCGGGACGUCCAGUGUGGCGCAGGCACGUGCUGUGCCAUCAGCCUGUGGCUGCGAGGGCUGCGGAUGUGCACCCCACUGGGGCGGGAAGGCGAGGGGUGCCACCCUGGCAGCCACAAGAUCCCCUUCCUCGGGAAGCGGCAGCACCACACCUGCCCCUGCCUGCCCAACCUGCUGUGCUCCAGGUUCCUGGACGGCAGGUACCGCUGCUCCAUAAACUUGAAGAACAUCAACUUUUAGGAGCUUUCCUGGCCUCAGGAUACCCACCGGGCCUCUUCCUGAGCACAGCCAAGGGGGCUCUUCUGGAUUUUUAUUUCUACCUUGUGACCAGGCUUCCCCCAACUCCAUACACUGGUCACUCUGAUCCCUCCUGCCUAGUACGCACGUAUGCACGCACCUCCCACUGUGACACGGCCCACCAGGCCAGCCUGAGGGCAUCCCAGCCUGGGGCUGUGGCCCUGGGUGGUGGCCAGCCUGGUUCUCUUCUCUGCCCUGAGUGGUUGUAAAUGGCAGAAAGGACGUCCGCCUCCUCUCCCUGGGUGACCUGCUCUUCUCCUGGCCCUGCCCCCCUCCCCGCACGCGCUUUCUCCCUGAAUUAGACGUUCCUGAGCGCAGGCCCUUGUGCGCUUCGCUCCGAGUCAGAGGACCGACCUGAGGGUUGCUCAUCUUCCUUUCAUUGAUUAAUUCCUUCCUUUUAGACUACAGGCCCAAGGCGAGCUCUUCCCAGACGGUAGUGGACAGUCAUCUCAAGGCAGCUGUGGGAGCCAGGGAGGUCACUCAGCCUCCUGAAGGCUCUGGUCUCAGCAAGCCUGUGGCCUGUGACCUGUGACCUUCGGCCAGCCCACCAGGCCAGAAUUGCAAUGCCUCUAAGGCCCCUCCUAACGCCUUGCCAGUGAAGCGCCCAGUGCCCACUGCCCCCGCAUUAACAUGCCAUCUGACACUGGCAUUUUAGAAAGCAGUUAGGGAGUUACCUCGAACAGCUCCUUUCCAAGGACCAGCCCCUGAGAGCAGGUCGUGACCUUGAGCUGGGCAGUGCUCCGCCAGGCUGCAGAGAGAGCAAGAAGAGACGGGAGGGAGCAGGGCGGGCUGAAGGGGGCAUGGAUUGCAGAC
This is a messenger RNA of Lemur catta (Ring-tailed lemur), 1296 nucleotides long. RefSeq names its product prokineticin 1 (gene PROK1). The record is from RefSeq and is a predicted model, not a curated record. Bases 109 to 426 code for a protein of 105 amino acids. The transcript is spliced from 3 exons. NCBI's taxonomy places the organism in Eukaryota, Metazoa, Chordata, Mammalia, Primates, Lemuridae.